AUGGAUCCCCCGCUCACGUCGAUUUUAAAAAAACGCCGUCUGCAACGCAUUGGCGGUAAACCUAUAAUAGAAUGUAGGCGGGAAUUCACCUUGCCACACAAAUUUCCGAGUAUGAUCAACACGCCUAAAUGUAAUUCGGUGUUCGAGAAGUUCACUACAUCCAACACGGGUGUGCAGAGCAGUUUAAAUGGAUUGAAGAGCAAGAAGAUACUGGCUACUAAUAGAAUAACGAAAUUAAGAAUAAAAACAAAAGAUGGCAUCGAUUUGGGAGAAGUUAAGGUACAGCUGUUGACUAGUGAUCAGCAGAAUUUAUUGAACGUCCCACAGAUUGUCAAAGUCCAACAAACUUUAAAUUGCAUGAAGAAUAGCGUUGCUGGUGUUUCUACUUCCUCACCAAGUAAUACUGUGAAAAUAGUAAAACCAGUAGGAUCUCAAUUAUGUAGAGAAACGCAGAAAUAUAUUAGAGAAUCACAUUGCCCCGCAAAGCGACAAUUUAUCGUUUCUCCUAGUAAAAUGUCUAUAGCUCAAAAUAAAAAUAUGAAUGUGAUUCAGAAGCAUCAUGUUUUAACCAAAGUAAAUAAGACUCAAAGUAAUAGUUCACUAAAUGACAAUGACUAUAGAUUAUUGCAUAAUGUUGCAACUGUCUCGAAAAAAAAUAUGAAACUAGAAAAGACUUUAGUUUUGAUAAAUAAACAAGAAAUUAGAGAUGAACAUAUUUCCAAAAAUAAUGAAAAAUGUAUAGGAAAUAAGAAUAAUGAUACUUUAAAAAAGACAAAGAUAACAGAUGUUAAAAGCUCAAUGAUCAAGUUAGCAGAAUCAAAGUUUCCAAUAGUGAGAUGCGAGAGGUUACAGAUUCAUCCAACUAAAGUUAAUAUUAAUAAAAUGAAAAGGCAAGAAAAAGAAAAUAACGUUCUGUCUCAUGAAAACAUAAGAAAAAGAAAACGUUUCUUUUUGAAAAAUGAUGAAUGGAAUCAUUCUGCAAAAAGGAUUGAAAAUGCAUCAAAUAUUAAUUCACUUAGUCUGGAAAAUAGUGAAAAUCAAAAGCAUACAAGUAUUUUAAAGCCAACAAGAUUUGAUAAUGUAAAUGAUUUUGAUAAUGAUGAUGUAAUUGUAUGCGAAAAAAAUGAAAUUGUGAGUCAACAUUGCAAUAAUGUUCAAGAGGAAAAAUGUACCAUGGUACCUGUGAGUAACAAAAAUGUUGAUAAUGAAACUCAAAAUGUAAAUACAAAGCCAAAUUUUGAUAGAAAUGAGAUAAUUUGUAAAACUAAUCUACUAAAUGAAAACCCUGAAUUUGAUAUAAAUCAUAAAGGGGAAAAAGAUAUUGAGAAAAAAGAAAAAUUAUCAGAAUGUUUAAAUGUAAUUAAAGAAGCACUGACCAGCGUAAAAGAUGAACAACUACGAAUUAAAGCUUUGCACGCCCUUGCAGAAUGUGGAGUAGGUAUAGCAAAACAAGUCCCAAUUAUUCCACCUGAAAGAUUAAGAACAGUUCAUGAUUCUCAGAUUCAAACUGAUGUAUUUGGACUUCUUGAUAGGCAAAGUUUUGUACUAGUGAAAGAAACUAUGUCUACCAUAGAAAGAAUAAAGCAAAUAGAACGUUCAAUUGUUAAUCCUUGCCCUGUCACGAAAGAAAUACAAACUCAAACAGAGAUGCAAAUACAGACUGAAUCUAAAUUACAUAAUAGUAUCUACAAUACGGAUUUAUUCUCUAUAUUGGAAGGCCCCCAUAUGGAGGUUCCUAUACAAGAUACAUUAGACAUUGAUAAUUAUUUUAAUGAAUUUUUCAAUGACAAUAACAACAUUAAUAAAGUGCAAAAAAUAUUAUCAACACCACAUUCCUUAUGUAAAAAAGUUGCUACACAAUUAAAAAAAGACUAUGACGAAUUGCAAUAUUGUGAUGAUCAUGGAAUGUUAAAUAUACAUCGAGCAGUGGUGAAUAAUAAUCUGCAUGAGGUGCAAAAGCUAUUGUUAAUUUUAAGAGCUUCAAAAACUAGUAUUGAUGUAUUAACAGAAGAUGGAAUGACAAGUUUAGAAUUAGCAGUUCAGCAUAAUGCAUCCGAAAGUAUAGUGAAUUUACUACUAGAAACUGGGGCAAAACCAAUUUCAUCGGAACUUAUUUGUGACUCUGCAGUACUUUUAGCCAGCAAACAGUCAUCACCACUUUUACCAUUACUUUUAAAUUAUGUUACAGAGCCUCAGCUACUAAACCGAGAGGAUUCAUUAGGAUUAGCUCCGUUGCAUUAUUGUGCACUAAAUGGCUUCUUAGAUGGAGUUAUUGCUUUGAUAAAAGUGGGAGCAGACAUAAAUCUGAAGGAUUAUCGUUCAGGAAGAACGCCAUUCUUUCACGCUCUUGAAAAUAAUUACGUGUUAGUUGCACAAAAAUUGUUAGAAUGUGGUGCAAUCGCGAAUUUACCGAACUUUUCUGGGCAAUCUGUUUUAAGUUUAAUAGACGAAACAAACAAUUUUUCAUUCAAGGCGUUACUUAAAUAAGGCGUUACUUAAAUAUUAAUUUAGUUCUACCUUUAAAUUAAUAAAUUAUUAAUAGAUAUCAAUGAUUAACGAAACAUCACAACUAAAGUUUUUCUACAUAUUUAAUUAACUUUAUUGUGCAAUUUAUUUAAAUACUGGUAGCAGUACUACUACACUAAUUGAUUGAGAUUUUGUUUGAUUAAGUAAUCACUGUUAUUUCCUAUAAGGAAUAACCAAAUGUGUCUGACUCGAAUUUAUAUUUAAGAUUUUGUAAAAAUAUUUUACUGACCAAAUAAAGUCUCGAUCUUAUGGACAGUUAGUAAUUUAUUAUUAUUUUACUAGAUGUACCUUGAAUUGGUUUACUAGAUGUACCUUUAAUUGUCAUAAAAAUAGGAUUUUCGAUAAAUUCUAUUUUUUUUUUCUAUUUUUUGGUUUUAUUAUGUUGGACUUUGAUGCUUUUUAAAAUAACUUGUACUUUUCUCUAGUUGAUACAAUGAUACUAAGAAGUUACUCUUUAUAUUGACAUAAUAUUACACAAUUAUAAUUUUAUAAA
Messenger RNA from Heterotrigona itama, 3019 nucleotides. NCBI's taxonomy places the organism in Eukaryota, Metazoa, Arthropoda, Insecta, Hymenoptera, Apidae. The record is from the annotation of a GenBank genome assembly.